Messenger RNA from Rana temporaria (common frog), 2984 nucleotides. It is a transcript of the gene SCAI, whose product is annotated as suppressor of cancer cell invasion. The record is from RefSeq and is a predicted model, not a curated record. Lineage: Eukaryota; Metazoa; Chordata; Amphibia; Anura; Ranidae. Gene Ontology annotation, molecular function: transcription corepressor activity. Gene Ontology annotation, cellular component: nucleus. Gene Ontology annotation, biological process: DNA-templated transcription. The transcript is spliced from 17 exons. Bases 250 to 1944 code for a protein of 564 amino acids.
AGAGAGAGCAUUGAUAGACAAACGUCUCUGGCAAUCACAUUUGGGGUCCUCCCUAAACUGACAAGCAGUAACCAAUCGGAUAGAGCAAGGGGCGGACUGUCGUGGGUCGGGUUUGGUUGAGAAGUAUACCAUAAUAAGGUUGCUAAAGCUGGUCUGUUGCAAGGAGCGGGGCCGAAGGGGGAAGAAGUCGGGAGGAACGUUGCAUUUAUUGUUUGGAGAUCGGGGUAAAGUGCAAUAUAAAUCUGAGCAAUGUCAGUUGCUAACGAUGAGGACAUCCCUCAGGUGGAGAGAAAAACUGUCACUGAUUUCUGCUACUUGCUUGAUAAGUCCAAACAGCUCUUCAAUGGCCUGAGAGAUUUGCCGCAAUAUGGACAAAAGCAAUGGCAGUCAUACUUUGGAAGGACGUUUGAUGUUUACACAAAACUCUGGAAGUUCCAACAGCAACACAGACAAGUCCUUGACAACCGAUAUGGCCUCAAACGAUGGCAAAUUGGAGAAAUAGCCUCAAAGAUUGGUCAGCUGUAUUACCACUAUUAUCUUCGCACCUCAGAGACAAGCUACCUUAACGAAGCAUUCUCAUUCUACUCUGCUAUUCGACAGCGUUCCUACUAUUCUCAAGUCACAAAAGAGGACAGACCUGAGCUGGUUGUGAAGAAAUUGCGUUAUUAUGCCCGCUUCAUCGUCGUCUGUCUGUUACUCAAUAAAAUGGAUGUUGUUAAAGACCUAGUCAAGGAACUGUCUGAUGAAAUUGAAGAUUAUACACAUCGCUUCAAUACAGAAGAUCAGUUGGAAUGGAAUUUGGUUCUCCAGGAGGUUGCUGCUUUUAUUGAGGCAGACCCUGUGAUGAUUUUAAAUGAUGACAACACAAUUGUGAUUAUUUCCAAUCGGCUGGUGGAUGGUACAGGACCCGUGUUGGAACAGGGUAUGGUAGUGGGACAGCUGAUGCUGGCUGAUGCCCUUAUUGUUGGCAAUUGCAAUAAUCAGGUUAAGUUCAGUGAGCUAACAAUUGAUAUGUUUAGAAUGUUACAAGCUCUGGAGAGGGAACCAAUGAAUCUCACCUCUCAAAUGAAUAAGCCUGGAUUACAGGACCCUGCUGAGAAGCCAACAAAGAGAGAAAACCCUCACAAAUAUCUUCUUUAUAAGCCAACCUUCAGUCAACUUUAUACCUUUCUUGCAGCAUCUUUCAAGGAGUUGCCAGCAAACAGUGCCCUUUUGAUUUACUUGUCUGCAACGGGUGUCUUCCCCACAGGUCGUUCUGACUAUGAAGGUCCUUAUGAUUUUGGAGGUGUUCUGACCAACAGUAAUCGAGACGUAGUCAAUGGGGAUGCUUUACACAAGAGGAAUCAAACUUACAAAGAAAUGCACUGCCUUCAUCCUGGAGAUCUCUACCCCUUUACCAGGAAACCCUUAUUUAUUAUUGUGGAUUCAUCUAACAGCGUGGCAUACAAGAAUUUCACCAAUUUGUUUGGACAGCCCCUGGUUUGCCUGCUUUCACCUACAGCAUAUCCAAAGGCUUUGCAAGACCUCUCUGAACGUGGGAGUCUUUUUACCCUGUUUUUAAAUAACCCACUGAUGGCUUUCCUGUUCAUCUCUGGCCUUUCCAGUAUGCGUAAAGGCCUUUGGGACAAGUGCCAGGAGCACCUGCGAAAAAUCAACAGGGAUAUUGCUCAGCUUCUUACACACUCUCGAUCCAUAGAUCAGGCUUUUCUACAGUUUUUUGGAGAUGAAUUUCUGCGUUUACUUCUUACAAGAUUUAUAUUUUGUUCAGCAACACUUAGAAUGCAUAAAAGUUUCAAGGAAACUAGGAACUACCCAGAAACCUACCCUCCUCUGCCUCGGGAUGAACUGGUGGAGAAUAUUCACCUGCAAAAACAGAUUUUGGAGUUGGCUUCCAUAUUGGAUGUAAGGAACCUAUUUCUUGAAACAACCAUGGAUGAAUAUUAAACGGAACACCAAUAUUAUUUGAACAUUCAUGGCUUUGAUGCCAUACAUUUUGGAAGGUGCAUUUUUGUAAGGCAAAGCUUUCAAAUAAAGUAUGUGACCUUUUACAUUGUAAAUACCAAGGUUUGGUUCUAGAGGAAGCACUUUUGUGAGAAAGGUGCAGAGGAGCUCUUUUCCUGCCUCUUCCCCUUCUGUAUUAGUGCUUGUAUUUCUGCUUGCUUUUGUGUGCAUGUUUUAGGUGUUCUGUCCUGCAAUGAAAAUGUGUCCUCUCCCCCUGCAGCAUGAAGAAUCCAUUUGUUUUAAAAAGUAAGAGAAGUGUCCAAGCACCUUGAAUAAGGUCUCGUCUUCAUGAAAUGAACUGUCCAUUUUCACACUUUACUUAUUGCCACCCUGAAGCAGUAAAUGCUGGCACAAGUUUACAUAUUUUGUUGAGCUGUUGAUAUUUGUUUAUGAUGAUAAUUUGAAACCAGUGUCUUAGGUUAUUAAACAUGAGGACAGGUAUGGUUUAAAAUAGAACUAUAAGAACUGUUCCCAAAUGGUUUAAAUUAAAUUAGACACUCUAUUACAUAGCUGACACCACAGUUGUUUCAUUAUUAAUGCAUGUCAAUCAGCAUUUUUACUUCCUUUUUCUCUGUUGCCUAAUGGGACACUUCAGACUGUUAUCUUGUAGAAAGAUGCUUUUUCACCCUUUCCAGUUGGUCUCUGUUAUAUAGAGUUGAAUGCUAGUAAUAACAUCACGUGUAAUGUGACCAUUGGAUCCUGAAACCAAAGGUCACUCAUAAUUACUUGAAUGGUUGAUCCUCCCCUUUUCUUAGACUGUUUUAAUGUAGGCGUGACAUCUGGACUCCUUCACAGAUCUCUCCUUCAAGGCAAAAGAAGAUACUGUGCAACUGAUUACAUAGAAGCCACAUGAUUCAAGAUUUUUUGUUUACCAAAAUACACAGGUUCCAUUGGAAGAAAAAAAAUCCUAUCUGUAUAACACUUGCUGAAGGGAUUGCUGAUGCAGUAAACAAUCAAAUUAAAUAAAUUGGCGAUAUAUUAAA